CACCUCGAAGUAGAGGAGAUAUACGCUGCACCGAUAUUCUCCGAGACUCUGGAUAACAAGGCCAGGGAAUACGCAUCGACUAACCGUAAGCACCUCACUGGUUUGCUGCGACGCGCAAAGCUACUGUCUGGUGAAUCUGCCGUCGCUGUGGUGAUCACACGGCCGCCGGAAAUUAUUCUAUGUCUUAUAAUCCCGGUAGAGAACCAGGAGGUCUUCGCGAUAUUCGAUUCUCAUCCUCGCCCGAAACACCCUGACGGUGCUGCUUUCAUCUUCAAUACCUCUCUUGAAGGCACUACGACUUACCUGACUCAAUUGCUGGGAUAUGAUGCUCAGCUCCUCAUGGACAGGGAGAUACAAUGGGAAGCCCAGAUGCUCGCUCACUUCUCAGGGCAUGUCUUCGUAGCCAAGGACAAACCAGACAUCCCUUCGGUUUGGUUAAACGCGCUAAUCCGAGCGAGUCUGUCCGCUCUGUCUUUGAAAGCAGAUGUAGUUAGUCUGCAGUCGCAGAACAACUCGCUGGCGUCGGACAACUCCAGCCUCGGCAGAGAUAUUCAGCGACUCCAGACCGAGCUACGGAUGUUGAAGCAAGAACAGCACCGCCAGGGCAAUGGCCAACGCAGUGCAACUGCGAGGAAAGGCAAGGCCAGGGACGAAAGUGAGAUUGGACCUUCGACCUACCUCAGCUCCAUGCUGUGGCCGUGGCGGAUGCAAGUGGACGGUGCAAGUACGGAGAGGAAGCGGCUUGAUCAGUCUUCCGCUACAAGCCCGCCUCAAUCACCCAGCAACCAAGAGGAGGAGGACCUUCGAUAUGCUAUGCAGAUGCAGCUCGAGUACAGCUUGGAGGACAGUGUCCUUCACGACCAAAUGCUGGAAUUACAAGCGACGGCACAACGCACCUUCGAUUGCGUGAUCUGCCUGGAAAAGCUCCCGGAGGACUACAUCGCACCCCUGGACUCAUGCGCGCAUCGGUUCUGCACUGAGUGUCUCAGAAGCUACGUGCAGUCCAAGCUGCAGGAGGGUCGGUUCCCCAUCUUCUGCCCUGUCUGUAUGACAGGAGAUGGUAGCAAACACGAGUAUCCUGAGGACUACCAGACUUUCGUCGAGUUCGAAAUGACGGCGUUCUCUAUCCUGAUACAUUGUCGACAGUGCAAGGAAUCAGUCUUCGUCGACAAGGGAGAAUACAGCGAAAUGGAGAUCCUCACGUCGGCAGUCGCAGGCGGCACGCACUCUUGUGACGGGUCAAACGAGUUAAAGGACCUAAUGGAACAGCGGGGUUGGAAAAACUGCCCAGGCUGUCAGACGCCCGCCGAGAAGGUCGAAGGAUGCAACCAUAUGACGUGCCCCACGCCAGGCUGCAAUUCGCAUUUCUGCUACCGCUGUGGCCAGAUGAUUGUCCAAUCCGUAAGACAGCAGGAAGUAUCAACAGCGGUGUCAAACCAUUACCGCAGUUGCAGCCUAUUCCACUACGACUGA
Messenger RNA from Gloeophyllum trabeum ATCC 11539, 1473 nucleotides. RefSeq lists its product as uncharacterized. Gene Ontology annotation, molecular function: zinc ion binding; ubiquitin protein ligase activity; ubiquitin conjugating enzyme binding. The record is from RefSeq and is a predicted model, not a curated record. The annotation marks the transcript as partial. The transcript is spliced from 8 exons. Gene Ontology annotation, cellular component: ubiquitin ligase complex; cytoplasm. Lineage: Eukaryota; Fungi; Basidiomycota; Agaricomycetes; Gloeophyllales; Gloeophyllaceae. Gene Ontology annotation, biological process: positive regulation of proteasomal ubiquitin-dependent protein catabolic process; ubiquitin-dependent protein catabolic process; protein polyubiquitination.